Messenger RNA from Serendipita indica DSM 11827, 633 nucleotides. Lineage: Eukaryota; Fungi; Basidiomycota; Agaricomycetes; Sebacinales; Serendipitaceae. The record is from the annotation of a GenBank genome assembly.
AUGACCGCCAACGUCCUUCAACGCUUGCCGUAUGAUGUCCUCGAUGUCGUAUUCACCUUCGUGGAUAAUCCUACUCUGCUCAAGAUCUCCCUCGCUAGCCACGAACUGAAUCGUCUAUCGUCCAAGUACAUCCACGCCGCUGUCGAGUUGAAUCCGAGGCAGGGGAGUAAACGUGGAUUCUAUAAAGGUGAUCAAGAGACAGAUUCGGCGAUCUAUGCUUUGCAACGCCGACCAGAGCUUCGAAGUGCGGUCAAGAGUGCUAAGAUUAACUGUACGCAACAACUUCCCAAUGAUCUACUUAUUAAGCCAUCCAUAUCAUCCACGUACUAUGACUACGAGGCCAAUAAAUACCUCACCCUUUUACCUCUGCUUCCUAACCUCCAGGAGAUCAUGUUAGCGACUAUAUAUGAUCAAAAUGAAGGAGAAAACAUCCUCGAUGCGAUUGAAAGGCUGCCUCGACUGAGGAGAUUAAUCCUGUCUCCCUAUGUUUCGCUUGGCGAACACAAUCUACCAAAUGUCUACGAAUUCAAAAUCAUUACCAAUCGUUCACGUAACGCAGGAUGGAAUAGACCCCAGGUUUCAAAGCGAGUGUUUUCCAUUCAACACCGUCGCUCGGUGUGCACUGUUGCUUGA